AGCUCGUUGAGCGGACAAUUGCAGCGAGUAUCCCCAUCAGUACCACCGCUGCACGUCAAGCCCCGGCGCUUCGACCACACUGGCCUCUUCACAAAACAAACGGCAUCAUCCGUAGUCUCGUUAGCCAUGAAACAGAACCUGCUCGAACUCAUGAGGAUGAGCAGAAUAUGCCGGAUGGUCCUUGCCACUUGUUUGGGAUCUUUUAUUCUGGUCAUCUUUUAUUUCCAAAGUAUGUUCCAGCCAGUUAUGCGGAGGAACCCAUUUGCAGCAGACAUGUGCUGUAGGAAAGGUUCCCGCAACGCCUUACAAGACCUCUACAACCCCUCACAGUCGGAGCUCUCUGGCAGCGCUGUCCUCCACCAGGCCAGGAGAGACCAGGUGGUGGAGUCGUGCCGGGCCCACAGCGCGUCCAGCCGAAAGCGGCGGGUCCUGACGCCCGGAGACCUGAAGCACCUGGUGGUAGAUGAGGAGCACGAGCUCAUCUACUGCUACGUACCCAAGGUGGCCUGCACCAACUGGAAGCGUGUCAUGAUGGUACUGACGGGCCACGGGAAAUACAGCGACCCCAUGGAGAUCCCAUCCAAUGAAGCCCACGUCCCCUCCAACCUGAAGACCCUAAACCAGUACAGCAUCGCAGAGAUCAACCACCGCCUCAAGACCUACCUCAAGUUCCUCUUUGUCCGCGAGCCCUUUGAGAGGCUCGUCUCGGCAUACCGUAACAAGUUCACCCUCAAGUACAACUCCUCCUUUCACCGACGCUUUGGCACUCGCAUCGUCCGCCGCUACCGCAAGAACGCCACGCAGGAGGCGCUGGCCAACGGCGCCGACGUCAAGUUCCGUGAGUUUGCCGAUUACCUGGUGGACCCGGCGACGCAGCGCGACGGCCCGCUGAAUGAGCACUGGCAGACGGUGUACCAACUGUGCCACCCAUGCCACGUCCACUACGACCUGGUGGGCAAGUAUGAAUCUCUGGAGGAGGAUGCCAACUACGUGCUGCGUCUGGCGGGCGCCAGUGAUUCGGUGCGCUUCCCGUCGUACGCCAAGUCCACCCGCACCACGGAUGCCAUGACGGCGCAGUUCUUCGGCAACGUGAGCUCCUUGCAGCAGAGACAGCUGUACCAGCUCUACAAGAUGGACUUCCUCAUGUUCAACUACUCCACGCCCAGCUACCUCCGUCUUGACUAGCGGAGGGGGGCCACUUACGGGACCGAGGACUCUGAGGAGGGUCCUUUGCUGAGUGGCAAAAUCCGCGGAACCUCGAGAGAAUGGGGAGAGGUCCAACUUUUAUCACGGAAAAAACUUGAUUUGAAAACUACCGACUACUCUCUGUCUCAAAUAGAGACAGAGAGUAGGUGGUGAUGUCAGCUUGUUUGUGAGGAAGUGUCCACUCUGCUCUAACAUGGGAUUGAGAGGGGGGGGGGGGUUAGUAAGGUGAUCCGAUGGUGUGUGAGUGUUAGGAGGAAGGAGGACAGAAAGGAGGUGAGCAGGGCUCCCCUGGAGAACAGGCACUUUGUGUUCUAUAUGUAAAUGAGCUCCUGGAACAGUUCGGCGGCUUUGGAUUCCACGCAGCUAAUGGUGACCUUGCACGCGCCCUGACCCCAAAGCAUCAUGGGAACUUGUUUAUUUAAUCCCAACCGAUGGAGAAACUCUUGUCAAAUUGUAAAAAUAAUAAUAAUAAUUUAAACAAAAACUAAAUGCUCAUACACCUCCCUUUUCUCUGCUGUUGACAUGCCAUGCCCUCAGUCUCGAUGAUGGAGUCCUGCAUUUCAGUAAUCAGCUGGCUGGCUGCCAUUUUGACUACCUUACCCACACACACACACACACCCAAUAGCUGGCUAUUGACUUAGCUCUAUCCAACCGUCAAAUGAGAGUGCUUGUGAAACAAUCUUGGGCCAAGAGUUGUAACAGUAGUAUGGCUACAGCACUGGUCUUCUUACUGUGGUUUGGGAAGAAAACCUGAACUAGAACUCCUAAAACCUGAGGGCCUUCUCUGCAGCCCUGACACAGAACAUUCUAGACUUUGCACCAUAGGAAGUAGAAAGAUAUGUAUGUGCCCUUGUGAUGGAGGGUUACCUCCCAUUUUCUAAGAGAGAAGCAGAGGAGAGAUACCCAGUGUGCUUUAGAAAGGGUUAACGGAAGGAAGAUGGGCGAUAUUCUUAUAACCUUGCCUGCUCUUGCAAACCAACCAGUUUACACGCCUAUAGCCACGCUCCCAUACACUCUCAUUCUCUGACGACUAAACACAUUUAUUUUUAAAUGUUUGGUUAAGAAUCUUUUUUGUUAUUGUUGGUGUUUUCCUGUUUUGUUUUUGUUGCCUUUUGAAAUGUUGCUGCAAGCAGCAAUACAAAAAUAUUAUUUAAAUUGAUUUUUUUAAGAGAUGAACUGUUAUUACAAGUUUUGUUGUAAUAGUCUGUUUGUUGUUAUUGUCUUUCCACAUUUGUCUCUGGGAAACUCACUAGAUUUCUAUUGAUUCAGAAUUCAUGAAGGGCGUACAAUUGCGUCAGGUUGUUUGGGCGCCUUUGUUAUUCUGUGCGUGAAUAGAUGGGCUAUCUCAUGGGAUUUCAUGCUUUAUUAUCCCAUUCCCUGCAGUCAAACCUGGUGCCAAAAAGGUUGGAACACUGACAUGGAUGACACAGUCAUCUAAACUCAUAUCAGUGUCAUUCAAACAGUGAGAAUAGAGGUCUGCUAAGAUAGCGAGGGUCUGACUAUACAUAUCAACAAUACAGACAACCACAACUGCAACUGAAUACAAGUGAUAAUGGUCUAUAUUCACCUGCCAAAGUCAGUCAUACUAGCGGGUUGAAACUGCCAUUGUUAGGUCUUGUCUAGAGGUCAUUUUUACACAAUGUGACUAGGUAGCUGAAAUAGAUGAGAAUUUUAACUUUAACUGAGACAGAAAAGCAGGCAGAGUCAGGGAGAGCAGUCAUGAUACUUUUUUUUACACGUAUGUCAUUUCUUUCUAAUACUGACUAAAGACAGAUAUGUUUUACAGGGUAAUGUCUGUUACUGUCUGGGUCUACACGGGCACAGUUAAGGAGUGAUUAUGUCAGUUAUACAAAUAAUUCAUUUUUUCGUUUGGACAGGCUUGUAGAACUGCUGCUGUACAGUAUGGUAGCAAUUUGUGUUGCUUUUGAUAUAUAACAGCCGUGCGUGUGUGUGUGUGUGUUGAGGUAUAAUGAGCAACUGGUUUGGAGGAACAUGGUCUGUAGCCCAACUCCACAUCUGGAUGUGAUGAUGGAGAGGGCCACUGGUUUGGCCUACAUCCACAACCCCCAUCCACUUAGAACAACAAUAUAUCCUUUUUCAGCUCUCCUACAUCCUUUAUUGUACAAAUGCUCAAAUGCCAACAGACACACACACAAACACACAGCUGGUGCAUAAACACUCCUGCUGACGUUGUUGCCAUGUAGCAUCUUAGUCAGCAUCUGAACUGUAUUUCAGGGGGGGUUGUGCUAUAUCAGAUCCUGUAUGUAGUCUAUCUCAAAGAGUCACACAAAAACAUAAUGAACAGUUUACACAAAGGCUGAUGCUCCAAACAAGCUCAAACAUAGGCCUCUAUCUCACUGGCCCUCUCUGUUCUCUCUCUCAAUAUCUGUCCCUCUUCUCUUCACGUUCCCUCUCUCUCUCCUGCCCUCCUUCUCUUCUCUCCUGCCCUCUUAAUCUUCUCUCUUUCUCUCUCUGGCCAUCCUUCUCUUCUUUCUCUUCAGUCCCACCUAUCUCCUCAAGAUGCCGUACAUGGUUGUUUUUUUGGUCAGGGUCCCUACCUUCACAGCAGGAAAAGGGCAGGUGCCUCAGACAAAGUUGGUGAAAAUCCUAAAAGGGAAACCCGAAUGGGCCCACUGUCAUCCCGGAAAGAUUGAGUACUUUUUAAGUCCCAGUUGUUACCCUUGUUGUUACCUAUAAGUGGGUGUUUAUUCUGAGGCAAACGUUUGUAUUUAUGUUACUUACUUUACAACGUUGCUAAAUGCAGAUUAACAAGAAGUAACUUACAGCUACAUAUAUUUAUAAAACAAGUCCACAAAAUGUUGCAUCUCUCAAGAUGGGAAAAUGGACAGAUACUGACAAGCAACUGGAUUUAUCAUUUCAACCAAUUGUCAUUAUAACUCUGUGUUACUUAUUGUUCUGUUUCAUGUGUUAUUGUUCUUAAAACAACUUUUAAGCAGCAAGCUUGUAAUGCCUCUAUGAAUAUUCAAAUAUCAAGCCUCAGCCACAGUGAAAUCCCUGUCAGUUCUGAUGUCAAGCUCACAGAAGAACAAAGCCUGGAAUGCUUGUUCAUUGUUUGGUUCUAAAUUAUUUUGUAGUUGUUUUUCUUUCCUUUUGUGUCACAUCUUUCUGCACAUUCCACUGUCUAUAUCUGAUCACAUAUACAUGGCAGCAUACUGCACGUUUACUGGCCAAAACUAUUAGUCAAUUUUCAUGAAAUUGACGAGUUGAAGCUUUAAUUGUUCGACCCAUUCUUCAAACUUCAGUCCGGUCAGUUCAAUGAAUAGGUCUGUUGUUAUACCAAUCUACAUGGUUGCCUAACCUCCGCUAAAGUCAUUUUCUUCAACAUGUCAGAACCAAGUUACACAACGAGUGCCUUCUCAGCCAUCUUCAGUUUUUAGAGCACUUUAUUUAUCCCAUUGGUCGAACUACAAGGGCAUAUGAAGAUGGAAACACACACACGUAUGUCACACGACUGGUCACCACCCCUGGAUGUCGAGUUGAUGGGGGGGCGGGGGGUGUUGUUUACAGAUCUGCUGUGUUCAGAUCUUCCCUUCAAAUUCUUAGUGCUUUUUUUGUUGUACGCCUUUCCAAACCACAGUCCCUGAACCAUCAGUGGGCUGCUUCCAGUGUUUUCAUCAGUUGCCGGAUGGUGUGUGUAUGUGUUUGGGUACUGUAUGUGUGUUCAUGUAUUUUUAAGCGCUUAUUUAUUUAUUUUUUCUGCUCUCUCAAUGUGUGUAUGUGUGUGUGAACAGUACUGUAAGCAUUUGCAUUCAAUAUGUGUGCAUGUGUGUUCAUUGGGAGAGACAUUGCACCUACUCUGCCUUAGAGAGUACUGUAACUAUAUGAACAUUGACAGUCUCUUUCCAACAGGCUUCUUGUACUGUAUUUAUUUAUUUAUGCAUUUCAACAACUACCCAUAAUACUCUUCUGGCUAUCACUAUGGCAACACACCUGGACUCACUCUCUCCAUAUCUAUUAUCCUCAUGGGGAUGUCUCCUCAUCUUCAGGACUGCUCACCAACAUGAUUAAUAAUAUACGGAAAGUGAGGUGUUUUGGCCAGUGUGGUUCAUCAGUUAUUCUGAUUUCACAAUAAAAUUCUGC
Osmerus eperlanus (European smelt) is the source of this 5307-nucleotide messenger RNA. RefSeq names its product carbohydrate (chondroitin 4) sulfotransferase 11 (gene chst11). Gene Ontology annotation, cellular component: membrane. NCBI's taxonomy places the organism in Eukaryota, Metazoa, Chordata, Actinopteri, Osmeriformes, Osmeridae. The record is from RefSeq and is a predicted model, not a curated record. The transcript has 4 exons. Gene Ontology annotation, molecular function: sulfotransferase activity. Bases 127 to 1185 code for a protein of 352 amino acids. Gene Ontology annotation, biological process: carbohydrate biosynthetic process; proteoglycan biosynthetic process.